CACACAGACACACUCUGGGAGUGAGUGGAUGAUCGCAUGAGCAGGAAGCGCUGACCGUACACAGAUAGAGAGAGAAAAAGAGAGACAGAGAGAGACAGAGAGUCCGAGAGAGACAAUCCAGCAUUCACAUUUUCAGCUCAUACUGAGAGAAGACAAACUACAUAGCCACUGCUGUGCUCUUUCCACACUGCUGUGUGGAAGUAAUUCUGAAAAGCAAAGCUCCUCUCCGUUACUCUGGCCAGGGGACAUUUUUGUAUCUUAUUAAAAAAAUUGGGAUAUUCCGUGUGACAUGUUGCCCUCGUUUCCACGAGAAUCGUGUCUUUCUUCUGACUGCUCUUUGAACGUGCAGUGCUCUAGCUGUUCCCUGAUAAAGGCUCUUGCUGUUCUCCAGAGGGAAUGACUGAGCACUAAGGAACCAGGAUUGCUUGCAUGUGUGGGACAGUUUUGAAGAAGCAUUUGAAGGCAGAAGAGAGAAAACUGCUCAAGAAAACAUAAAGUUAAGAAAGAAAACAAUAAAGAAAAAACAAACAUAAAAUACUGUUUGCCCGCAAAAUGGAUCUCCCUCCUUUUAGGGUGUCUAUUUCAGUCCUUCCUGGGGGUCGGAUUCAGCACAUCCGGAAUCUCAUACAGUUUAUUGUCAUUCAAUCCCACUGUGUUCCCAGAGGGGCGAGAGGGGCAGAUCCCAGGGUCCUGGUGCCUGAAAACACAAGACCAGCCACAAUUAAGCCUGGCCUCUAGGAGCGUAUAUAUGCCCUCUGCGAAGCCCACAGGCCUUACCCCCUGCGACUACCAGCUAAUCAACCCUCAGUCAGCAAUUGCCAAUCUGCCACUCUAUCUGAGUCAGAGAGAGAGAGCAGAAAUGGAAAAUGGAUAUCUCUAAUGACAGUUAGCCUGCAGGAAGUCAGACUGGUCUGUUGACUGGCUGCAGAAUUGUUGGGUGCUUAUCAGCAGCAGCAGGGGUCAAUGAAAGGAGACUGGACACUUUAAAAUAGCACCACAGCAUGAUGUCAUUGGCCCACAUCCCAUCAGCCCCCAAACAAACGGAUGGCAUCGGCACCUCAUUUACCUGAUGGCCACACCCUUCGAGCUGUUCCAAUGUUGUCCAGUGACCCUUUACAGGACAAAUGUUUUGCCUUUUCUCAUUUGCCUGUUCUCUCCUCCCUGUUUGGAGGUUUAAAGUUACUCUCAGUCAGUGGUGUGUGGUGACGUUUAUGAAUAAUAUGCUCUUCUCACCAUCUUCCUGCCCUGGAUUGGAUUACCCUAGCCAAGGAUGUGUGCAAGGUAACGGGUGCAAGGACCCCCAGGGCAGAGCCGCGAGGUUUAUCCGAUGUACCGUGAUAUUGGUCAGCCUUGCAGCUCAGCCCCUACCCUGGUGGGCCUAAAAGAAUGGAUCCAGUACCACCUUUUCGGAUGGACCCUGAAAGCCUGGAUCUUCAGCAGGUCCCUGUGUUGUCCAUUGACCAGAUCCGUGCUAUAAGGGCUAAUAAUGACUAUGUGGAACGCCCUGUGGCAAUGGAGCCUGCCUCUCAGGUUGGUAUCAUCUAUACACGUGAUGAACGACACCCUCAGAUGUCUCGCAGUCAAAGUCAGCACCAACAUUCCCAUUUGGCCCACUUAAGUCGCUCCAGUACCGUGAGCUCCAUGUCCCGUGGCAGUGCUGCUUCGGAUCAGAGACUUCUUACUGGAUUAACGCCUUCCCAUUCUGGUCUAGCGACUGUAGUGAGGUCCCAGCCCAAAGGUGACUUGAAACCCGAGUCGCUGGGCAAAGGACUGGCUGACGGUGAGGACUUGGGCCUUCAUCUCUUCAUCUGUGAAUGUUGUGGCCACUGCAAGUGCCAGGAGUGCUGUGCCCCUCGUAAUUUGCCCUCCUGUUGGACCUGUGGCCAGCGCUGCUUGUGUUCUGCAGAAAAAGUCUUGGAGUACGGCACCUGCCUGUGCUGUGUGAAGGGUCUGUUCUACCACUGCUCGACAGAUAAGGAGGACAACUGUGUCGACCGACCAUGCUCCUGCGCCCCAGCUCAUGCCUGCUCCCGUUGGAGUGCUAUGGCCUUCCUGGCACUCUGCCUGCCUUGCCUGUGCUGCUACCCUCCUGCCAAGCUGUGCCUCACUCUGUGCCAGCGUGGCUACGAUCGUGCCACCCGUCCCGGCUGCCGAUGCAGCAACACCAACACUGUGUGCCGCACGAUCUCUGCCACCAACCCUGCGGCCUUUCGUAAAACCCUGGAAAAGCCUGUAUGACAGCAUGAAUGAGCCUCUUGCAAUCCUCCUUUGAGGAGACACCUCUGAUACUGAAGCAGCUUGGGAAUUCUGCUAAAAGAACUGACCUACUCUAAACCAAUCAGGCCUCCCUGCAUCAUGUCCAUCAUCAUGUAUCCUAUUUCCCUAUUUUUUUUAGUAAACCCUUGUCUAUUUAUUUAUUUAUUAGACUUCCAGGAUAGAAUUGGGUAAUGUAAACCGUAUGUAACAUACAGGGAGUACGCUAUCGUCUAGACAUGGGAAGCUGUCAACAGAAGUCAGCACUGAGUCUGUCUUCUUCAGCCUUACUGAAUGAACUAUAAGCAAGCUGGCUCAUUCUAGACUCUAUGUGGAUACAGGGCACUGGUUAGGGAGAAGAGCCCAACCAAAAAAAUCUAUGUAAGUCAAUUCUGUUUGACACCAAAAAUGGGACCAUAAAAAAUCUGAAUAUUAAGCUCACCUAAGAGGGAUGUGUUUUAAGAGAAUUGAAAAGGAGAGACAUUGUGUGCAUGAUUGUGUGUUAAGGAAGAAGAAGGAAAAAUGUGUGCGUGUGUGCAUGUGUGUAUGUGUGUACAGUCUCAGGAUGGCAUCUGUUGUCAGCAGAAGCCUCUUUUUUUAUUUUUAGAGGAGCUACUCUGAAAGAUAAAGUGUCUGGUCAGGUUUCCAGCCCAAGGCAGCCUGACGCCAACCUCUCCCAAGCACUAUUACAUCCUCAACUCUCUUUUCUGCUUCUGCCAAUUGUGCUUUCCACCUGCUCAACAACAGCGAUAGGAUCCUUGACUGUAUCUGCAUCCAACCACGUUGUGGGACCAAACAUCAAAAGGGACUGUCUGUCCAACUUUGACCGUGCUCUCAGGAUUAGAUACAAGCCAUUACUUUGAGGGCUCUUGGACGAAUUGGCCAGACAAUCUGUAGGACCAUGCUUUAGGUUAACAUCAGAUCUGAGCAUUAUCAGCAAAAUGAAGCCAUUGUGGUUCCCCAGUUAUGCCAUACAUGCGACAUUAGAAUUUCUAAGGACUUUGGCCUUUCCUGUGGUUCUCUGGUUGGCCCUGAAUGCUUCACAGGAAAUGAGGUUAAUGGAGACUAUUGUGUCAUCUGACAGAAAGAAGGGAUUGAAUUGAGACAAGGGCUUAGUCACCUGGCCAGAACGAGGUAGAAUACAACACUUGGGAACGAGGUGAAACAGAUGCACUGACAUCCAAAACUGGGAAGCAAGUUGAACAAAACCUGUUUCAAGUGUGUGUGUUCAUCCCCAAUAAUGCACAUAUUUGUGAGUUCCUUUGCUAUAUUUUUGUAUGUACAUAGAAUUCUUAUUGUAUUUGUAUUUUUAUUCCAUUUGUUUUAAUCUGGUUAUUAUUACCAUUUUUUUCUGUUACUGUUGGACAUUAACCUUUUAAGAUAUUUGGCCAAUCUGGGUUAAGACUAACCAUAAGGCUGAUUUUGUGUUGUGGAGGAGAGGUCCCUUGUGCAUGGCACAGUGUUCCACUGCUGUACUGUAAAUUACCCUACAAAAUCUUAAUAAUUAGGCUCUUUUUGGUUGCAUGCAUCCAUUAUCAUAAAUUGCUACAGAAAUAAUUAGCUCAAAACUGAUUUAAAUGUGGUGUUCAGACAAGGCCUAAACAUCAUGAAAUGUACUUUUCUACAAUUCCAUGAAAUAAAAUGUCUGACAUAAACAAGUUAAGCCAUUACUGGUUUAGGUUACACACCAGCUUCCAGAGCCAAUCAUAUGUUUUUCUACCAAUACAAUAUUUAUUGGCAUGAGAGCAGAAAACAUGCAUCGCUAUCAGAGGCAAGCUUUCACAGGGUGAAACAGUGAGAAGACACCUCUCCUCCACAGUCACAUCCCAAAAGAAUGGUUUCUAUACGGAGGGUCCAUGAUGUGGGAUUUCAGUGUGUAGGUACAUACAAUUUACAAGAAUGUCUAACUGGUGCUGUCCACAGUCUCUUAAGUUAACCACUAAAAGUUCACAAUGUUGUAUUAAUAAGUAUUGCUUUGGUACAAUUGGCAUCUUGUAAGUUGUAAAAGAGUUAAAGAGGAAUAUAUAUAUAUAUAUAUAUAUAUAUAUAUAUAUAUAUAUAUAUAUAUAUAUAUAUAUAUAUAUAAAGUCUAUACAAAUGAAUAUAUUAUAUAUAAAAAUAUAUAUACAUUUUACACUUUUUUUGUUGCUGAUAUUAUCAUAAAUCCACAGAUAUUUAUUUAAAUAGUUGCAAGGAAAGCUAUGUAUUUAUUUCGGGUGAAUGAUGAAAAGAAAUUAAAUGAAAAGACCUAUGUGAUGAUUUCAGCUUUUUUCAGAGUGGAUUGGUGGGUGUGGCCAUAAGGCCAUGGAUAAUAAAUAAAAUGUUUUGAAAUAA
This is a messenger RNA of Cyprinus carpio (common carp), 4587 nucleotides long. Its product is annotated as protein sprouty homolog 3. Lineage: Eukaryota; Metazoa; Chordata; Actinopteri; Cypriniformes; Cyprinidae. The record is from RefSeq and is a predicted model, not a curated record. Gene Ontology annotation, biological process: animal organ development; negative regulation of MAP kinase activity; negative regulation of fibroblast growth factor receptor signaling pathway. Gene Ontology annotation, cellular component: cytosol; membrane.